UACCCUAGACAUCUAGAAGCUACCAUAUAACCUCUUUCGUCUAAGCGUAAAAAGAAGGCACCACUAAGGAAGGCGCAGGAUACGCUGCAUAUUCAAUAUCUGAAAGCAGUCCUACAAAGAAUCCAAUUCAUCGACCAACUUUCAACAACGUCCGCAGCAGCAGUACAUUUUCUCUUCUAGAAAACCGGUAAACAUCACUUUCGUCAAAGUGCUUACCUAGAUACCGACAUUCAAUCUUAAUUUCUACCUCAAUUUCCUCCGCCACCCGUAUUAAAUUCGUCGAGACUUGGUCCUUCAUCCAUUCAGUCAAUCAUUUCUAUCGUAUUCGCCUAAUAAACUUCGGGGCUCUAAUAUACCAGCCCAAGACACCCACAAGUUCAACGCCUUCUAUCAAGAAAAAUGUCUCUCAACCCUACUCUCAACCAGUGCGCUGUAUGCUGGAAAGAGGGAGGUCAGCUUUGCGCCUCUUGCAAGAGCUGUCACUAUUGCUCGAAGGAGUGCCAGAAAGCCGACUGGAAGUCACACAAGCUGCUGUGCAAGGACAUGACGACUCACUCGGAACGUCCCUCUCCUUUUCACGUUAGGGCUAUCUACUUUCCACAAGACAAGGCAGUCCCACAACUCGUCUGGAUUCCUUGCAACCAAAAUUCCGAGACGCCCGAAGAACCGAAUCACCCAAAUCCGGAUUCAGUUGGAGAAUUCAUUGGGGUGAUUGCUAACGCGCAUCGAGUGCAUUGGAACUAUGUUCAUAAGAAGUCAACACUCCGCAUUAUAGAUUUCCACUUUCGGGACAAGUUUCUUUACGAUGGAUCGAAGCCGACGGAAAGCCUCUAUACGACCGUUGCCAAACACGGCCGUGGAAAGUUCACUUGGAAGGGCCCCCUUGUUGUCUUUAGUAUCUCGGUCGAAGAUCCGCCAGAAUAUUCCAAUAUACCAGUCUAUCGGUAUACCGAUGCUACACUUGCGGACUUUCGAGCUAUCAUCGAUCACUCACUCGGGUACGAUGAAUCCGAGGAAAUAGGUCCUGCCCCUCUAGACCCCCAUGCUAUUAUGGAACCCCUUUUAAGGGAUCCCACAAUGCCACGUUUUGCAAAUGUUUUCUUAAUGUAGAGUGAUAUAGAUUUCUACAAGGCAUACAGAAGGGUCAGUUAGGUACGCGGGCAACUAGUGAAAUUUUAUGGUGAUACUUAAUAGAGUUACAAAUAAAUGCGCGUGGGUUCAAAUAGCAUUGUAUUCUAGUUAAGAGUCUCUAGGUACAACCUAGCACAGACAACAACUGAAAUGAAAUGUAACCGCGGC
Daldinia loculata is the source of this 1299-nucleotide messenger RNA. RefSeq lists its product as uncharacterized. The transcript has a single exon. NCBI's taxonomy places the organism in Eukaryota, Fungi, Ascomycota, Sordariomycetes, Xylariales, Hypoxylaceae. The record is from RefSeq and is a predicted model, not a curated record. The coding region runs from base 400 to 1110 and encodes 236 amino acids.